Messenger RNA from Volvox carteri f. nagariensis, 324 nucleotides. RefSeq lists its product as uncharacterized. The transcript is spliced from 3 exons. The annotation marks the transcript as partial. Gene Ontology annotation, cellular component: cytoplasm; nuclear membrane. Gene Ontology annotation, molecular function: small GTPase binding. Gene Ontology annotation, biological process: protein import into nucleus. NCBI's taxonomy places the organism in Eukaryota, Viridiplantae, Chlorophyta, Chlorophyceae, Chlamydomonadales, Volvocaceae. The record is from RefSeq and is a predicted model, not a curated record.
GCGCUGAAUGCGCUGUAUCACCAUGACGACCCUAAGGUGAAAGAUGAAGCUGAUCGGUGGCUUGAGCAAUGGCAACAGAGCUUGGAGGCAUGGUCUGUGGCGGACGGAGUCCUGCAUGACCCCAACAGCAGUAUGGAGGCGCAAUACUUCUGCGCCCAGACGUUGCGCACGAAGGUGCAGCGCGAUUUCGAGGAGCUCCCGUCGGAUGCAGUGGACAGUCUUCGAGACAGUCUCCUGCAGCUGCUCAUCCGUUUCAGCAAGGGCGCCCCACCCGUGCGCACGCAGCUGUGCCUUGCCCUGGCCGCUCUGGCGGUGCACGUGCCA